AUGCCGCAGCUCCGCGCCGCGCUGUUGUGUGAGGGGGCGGCGGCCCCCGAGGGAAGCGCGGAGGCCGUGGCUCGCUUCGCCUCUGGUGAGGCGCGGGCACUCGUGUGCACUGCGGCGGCGGCACGAGGACUCGACUUCCCGCGGUUGCGGCAUGUCUUGCUCUUCGAUAUGCCCAAGGACGUCGCUGGUUUUGUGCACUCCGCGGGUCGCACGGCGCGCCGAGGAAAGGAGGGGCUCGUCACUUGCUUAGUCGAGUCGGGCGCUGAGGUUGGUCGCUUCCGCCAGCUGCACGCGCUCCUACCUGCACGUGCGCUUGAAUUCUCUGCAGCGCCGGCCAGCUGA
Emiliania huxleyi CCMP1516 is the source of this 342-nucleotide messenger RNA. RefSeq lists its product as hypothetical. The record is from RefSeq and is a predicted model, not a curated record. Lineage: Eukaryota; Haptophyta; Isochrysidales; Noelaerhabdaceae. Bases 1 to 342 code for a protein of 113 amino acids. The transcript is spliced from 2 exons.